Molecule: messenger RNA, 321 nt
Organism: Funneliformis mosseae
Lineage: Eukaryota; Fungi; Glomeromycota; Glomeromycetes; Glomerales; Glomeraceae
Source: the annotation of a GenBank genome assembly
AUGGAUGGUAAUAUUGACGAAAGAUAUGAUAAGAUAAUAUACUUUAAUUUUAGCAUAUUGUUAAAGGAUCAAUGUAAUGACCUACAAACUGCUAGCUUUGAGAAAGUUCUUAAUGAUGAUUUAUUUGUUGAACUUAGAUAUAUAUAUAAAGAAGAACUUGGUUGUAUUGAACAUUUUACAUCACAAACCAUAAAAUAUUUCAAUAGUAUUAGCUAUAUUAUAGUUAAUAAUGAUGAUCGAGUAGAUGUGAACCUUUGUGUUAGUGAUACUGUGGAUGUUUUAGAAGAUAUAUCAAAUGAUACAUUGAAUAAUCCAAAGACA